GUUGCUUCAGACGGAAAAGAAUUAUGAGGGAUUCAGGUAGUGUCUCGGCGAACAUUGUCCGUUUCACAGUUCAAGUUCUUCGAGGUAGAUGGUUCAUGCUUUUUGCUGCUCUCCUCCUCAUGGGUAGUACUGGUGGAGCUUAUGUUUUCGGAAUUUACUCCAAAGAAAUAAAGAAAACUCUCGGGUACGACCAGACAACUCUCAACUUGCUUGGUUUCUUCAAAGACGUUGGAAGUACUAUUGGGAUUUUCUCUGGUCUUAUUGCUGAAGUGACUCCAAAUUGGUUUGUUCUACUUGUUGGUGCAUCCUUGAACUUUGUUGGAUACUUCAUGGUGUGGAUUAGUAUAAGUGGCCGUAUUUCCAAGCCCCACAUUUGGCAGAUGUGCCUCUAUAUCUGCAUUGGUGCUAAUUCUCAAAACUUUACACUCACAAGUGUUACAGUCACCUCUGUAAAGAACUUUCCAGACAACCGUGGAACCCUGAUAGGUCUGCUAAAGGGAUUCACUGGCCUCAGCGGAGCUGUCAUGACCCAACUUUACCUUGCCAUUUAUGGUAACGAUUCCAAAUCUCUAAUCCUCUUCAUUGCUUGGCUACCUGCCGUUAUAUCUAUCUUUCUUGGCUAUGCGAUCCGUUUGAUUAAAGUCGGUCAACAAUCAAACGUCGAAAAGAGAGUAAUAUACCAGUAUCUCUUGAUAUCUGUUGUGCUAGCUCUAUUCAUAAUGGUUAUUACCAUAACCCAGAAACAAAAGAUCUUUUCCCACUCCAGCUAUGUUGUAACUGCAACUAUUAUAUGCAUCUUACUCUUAACUCCUCUAUCUAUAUCAAUUAAAGAAGAGCUUGUACUCUGGAGUCUAAUGAAGAAAGGCCUUACACCACCGGAGGUGAUAACUGUUGAAACUCCAUCUCUAGUGAAUCCGAUUCCCCUGCCACUAAACACGAUACCAUCAGUGCAAGAAGAGAACCCCAAACCGAAAAAUUCUUGUUUUGCGGAUGUUUUCAAACCCCCGGAGAGGGGAGAAGACUAUACCAUCUUGCAGGCAAUACUGAGCAUUGAUAUGUUAUUACUCGUUAUUGGGGGAUUCUGUGGACUCGGCACCAGUCUCACAGCGAUAGACAAUUUGGGUCAAAUUGGUGAAUCUCUUGGCUACCCAACACUUACGAUAAGCACAUUCAUAUCACUUAUGAGUAUUUGGAACUAUUUCGGAAGAGUCUGCAUCGGUUUGACCUCUGAAAUCCUGCUUACAAAGUGGAAAUUUCCCAGAACUCUGGUAAUGGCAAUCGUCCUUCUGUUUUCUUGUACCGGACACAUUCUUAUUGCCUUCCCAAUUCCUGGUUCUAUCUACAUUGCUUCAGUGAUCAUUGGUUUUUGUUAUGGUGCACACGUAACACUUAUUUUCACAAUCAUAUCCGAACUCUUUGGACUCAAGUAUUAUUCGACGUUGUACAAUUGUGGGAUACUAGCAAUGCCUCUCGGAUCUUACGUAUUCAAUGUAAGAGUUGCAGGUUUCCUUUAUGACAGAGAGGCCUUGAAGCAAUUGAAUGCAUUAAGACUUGGAAGGGAUAUCGGGAAGGAAUUGACAUGUAUUGGAAAACACUGUUACAGGUUAUGUUUUAUUAUAUUAGCAGCAGCAACAUUUAUUGGAGCUCUAAGUUCCUUUGUUCUGUUUAUUAGGACAAGAAAAUUCUAUCAGGGAGAUAUUUACAAAUAUUUCAGACAGGAGACAACCCUGGCCAAUACAGAAGCCAAAACUACAGAGCUGGUUUCGCCAGUGACCUCCAGUGUACUAAAAAAGUAAGGAAUAAGAUUCUUGAGUGACAAGCGUCAGAUUCAAGUAUUUCAUCUUUAAAGGUGACUUAGUUGUACUUUAAUUUUCUUGCUGCGUCGGUGCUAUGAUAU
Messenger RNA from Papaver somniferum (opium poppy), 1897 nucleotides. Its product is annotated as protein NUCLEAR FUSION DEFECTIVE 4-like. Gene Ontology annotation, cellular component: membrane. Bases 24 to 1796 code for a protein of 590 amino acids. Lineage: Eukaryota; Viridiplantae; Streptophyta; Magnoliopsida; Ranunculales; Papaveraceae. The transcript has a single exon. The record is from RefSeq and is a predicted model, not a curated record.